Amphibalanus amphitrite is the source of this 2703-nucleotide messenger RNA. RefSeq lists its product as uncharacterized. Gene Ontology annotation, molecular function: actin binding. NCBI's taxonomy places the organism in Eukaryota, Metazoa, Arthropoda, Thecostraca, Balanomorpha, Balanidae. The record is from RefSeq and is a predicted model, not a curated record. The coding region runs from base 175 to 2127 and encodes 650 amino acids. Gene Ontology annotation, biological process: positive regulation of Rho protein signal transduction. The transcript is spliced from 5 exons.
GACAGUCGCCGCGGAGACGCGCUGUGUCGCGCACAAUACCGGUGGUAGCUGGCGCGGCACGAGUGACAGUGAAGACGAGAUAGCGCCCGUUAUUGGGACGCCAGGAGUUGAACAGAUCCUCAGCGAGCACAAGAACCUGUGACGUCAUAGGGGUGACAAAACGGUGACGUCAUCAUGUCUUCGUCACGGAAAAUCCGCCUGUUCUCGGAUGUCGGCGCCAAGAUGUCCAUGUUCGACCAGCGAGCCAAGGAACACCGCGACAGCCAGAUGAUCAACCCGUUCAGCGAGUGGGGAGGCGCCGGCACCCGGCGGAAACUCUCCAGAGAGGACCCCAACUAUGGAAGGCCGGUGGAGGGCAGCAAGACGGCCGAGCGGGGGCGGCUGGCGCAGAUUCAGAUGAUCGGAGACAUGGUGGAGCUGUGUGACAUGAUCUACGACUGCGGCAUCCGCUCCAAGGACGGCAGGGCCGCCAUCAGCUUCGGCGACGCCUUCAGGUUGUACAGCUCGAUCAACGACAAAGUCGUCGGACUGCUCAUGCGGGGAAGGAAACACAAGAUUCUAGACUUCGAGGGUGAAAUGCUGUUCCAGGGCCGCGACGACCACAAGAUGAUCGAGCUGCUGCUGCCGCUGAACACGAUCCGCCACAAGUACGGGAUGCCGGAACGGGCCGGCUGCGGCGAGGUCGACCACGAGCUGCUGCAGCUGCUUGCCGAACAGGACCGCAAGCAGAAACAGCAGCGCAAGCAGCAGCGCACGCGGUCGGUGGGCGUGCCGCCGCUGGCCCCGCCUCCCGCACGUCACCAGAAGAGCCGCUCUGUCGACAAUGGACGGAGGAGUGAUGAGGACGGCACGGAGGAGGUGGUGGUGAGAGGCGCGCGGAGGAAGACGGAGGCGAGGAGCCGGGUGGAGAGCGGCAAAAGUGGAGGAGGUGCCGAGGCGGGAGGAAGAGCAAGUGAGGGGGCACUGGGAAGCGAGCAGGGCGCUGCUGAAGGGCAGGCGGUGGGGCAGGAGGUUGAAGGAGCCACUGCUGCUGAUGCUGCUGUAGGCGUAGCUGCUGCUAUAGCCGACACUUCAGCUGAAGGAAGACUGCAGCAGGGACAUCAAGAAGCUCCUAUCACUGUUAACGGCGCGGAGGGAGGUCAAUAUGCCACAUUUGGUUCAGCAGGCAUGGAUGAAGGUCAAGAUAUGCCGUCGAUCCUCAGCGCACUUCUGGGUGACCAAGGAGUGGCACUUCUUUCCAACAUGUCUGACACAAUGGCUACAACGUCAAGCAUAGACGCAGAUCCACAGCAGUGUGACGAGUUGGUCCACUCAGACGAGUCCCGCCUGCCCGAGAUCAGGGUCAGCCAAGGUCACGACGUGUCGACGGUGCCAACUUCCGCUGACAGCCCGACGGCGCCGGCCGAGACGACGCCGACGGCUGAGACCGAGUGCGCCUCGGCCGUCGGGCGCGACCAAGGCCAGGGGCACAUGUCCGGCGCCGGCACCUCUGACCUCCCGGGGUCGGUGGACAGCGUGACAGCGGGGGAUGCUGCGGCGGUUCAGGGCUCCUGUCCGGCGCAACAUGAGGGAAGCGCUAUGGGAGAGGGAAGCGAUGAAAUUGUGAGAGAAGGGGAGAACGUUGUAACAGAGGGAGAGGGAGAGACGUGUGGAGCCAAAGAGGACGAUGGAAGCGCAACCAUGAAGACAGGUGGGCACACAUGCACAGAGGGAGAGGCGAACUCACAGUCAGAGAUGGUGCCACAGUCAGCGAUAGCUUACCCUGACUCAGAAUCAAAGCCGGAGUCGGAGUCACAGAAAGAAUCAGAACCGAAGACAGAUACAAGCUGCGAUCUUCAUGGGAACCUGAAGGCUAAUAUGACACCAGAGCCAAGUGCCGAGCCAGCGGGUGGACCGCAGCAGAAACUAGAGUCAGAGUCAAGUGAAGGACCUGAGUCAAACCCAGAGCGGAUCCCGAGCUCAGCCACGCAGAUAACCGCAGAGCCAGAGGAAAUCAAAGAGCCAGAGCUGGGCGCAGAAAAUGCAGCUCAGGCGACACCGCUUUCAGCGCUGGCGUCGGAGCCGGAGCCGAAUUCGGAGCCAGCUUCGGCCAGCGCCCCGGUUCCCCCGGCAUUUGACGCCGUUUGACCUCGGCCAGGGGGAGCAGCAGCCAGGGGCAGGGGCUGUCAGUUCGUGUCCGGCGCGGCGCACGUGGCCAGACUGGUGCUCAAAUAUCGGCGACAGUUGGAGCGUUCCAUCCAUCCCGGUCACCCGUCCUCACUGACAGGUAUGCCGCUAUGACCGCGGCCGCCGCUGUCUUCAGGCCGUCUCAUACCUUCUCAGGGAUAAAGUGCGCUUGUGUAAUGUAAUGGAAGCUGUGACAUAGUGAAAUAGCUUCGUCGUAUCGUGUUAGGGUAUUGUAUUGUAUUGACAAUUAAAACACUCUCCAUAUGAAAAUAGCUAGGUAUAUAGGUAUAGGCUAUAGGGGCUGUAUUACGUAACAGAAUGUAACCCUGUAUUGCAACCCUGUGUCAACAAUAAUAGCGUAGGUAGAUCAAAAAAUUAGGUGCAUGUUGAAUAAACCGAUAUAUUAUUUACUUGAAACAGGGAUGCCACAUUCACACAAACAUAGCCAAUGCCUUGUAUGUAUUUUUGCAUGUGAGUUGUAAAUGUUAAUUACAUCGAUGUAAUGAGUGUAGUCAGAAUACAUGUUUGGUUGAAUGA